GAGGAGUACCAAUUGAAUCAGUUCCCUCAUAAAAGCACCAAUUCCUCUUCUUCUUCAGAGAUUUCCCUUCCAACAUGAUAAAAAUGGGAUGGCUUCACUUUGUGGGGUUCAUAAUCAUGAGUCUUUUAGCUUCCUCAAUUCCCACACAAGCUCAACUUCAACUGGGUUUUUACUCCAAAAGCUGCCCCAAAGCUGAGAAGAUUGUGCAGGAUUUUGUUAACAAACACAUCCAUAAUGCUCCAUCCCUUGCAGCAACCCUUAUCAGAAUGCACUUCCAUGAUUGCUUCGUCAGGGGUUGUGAUGCAUCUUUGCUUCUGAAUUCAACUGGUGACGGUGACGAUGUUGAAAAGGAGUCCUUCCCAAAUUUAUCAGUUAGAGGGUUUGACUUCAUUGACAGAGUAAAGAGUUUACUAGAAGCAGAAUGCCCUGGUACCGUCUCCUGUGCAGAUAUCAUUGCUUUGGUUGCUAGAGAUGCCAUUGUUGCUACAGGAGGUCCAUCCUGGAGAGUUCCCACCGGGCGCAGAGAUGGUUUGAUCUCUAGAGAAUCAGAGGCUUUAACUGAAAUCCCAGCUCCUUUUGACAAUUUCACGGUUCUACAAACUCGUUUUGCCAGCAAAGGACUAGAUAUAAAAGACUUGGUCUUACUCUCUGGUGCUCAUACCAUCGGUGUUGCCCAGUGCUCGGUAUUCGCAAACCGGCGGCUGUUCAAUUUCAGCGGUGUGGCUGGUGCGGUGGAUCCAAGUAUGGACAGUCUAUAUGCAGCCAAUUUAAAGGCAAACAAAUGUAAAAGUGCUAAUGAUAAUACCACCAUUGUUGAGAUGGAUCCUGGAAGUAGGAAUACCUUCGAUUUAAGCUACUACUCUCUUCUGCUCAAGGGACGAGGUCUUUUCGAAUCCGACCAAGCUUUAACCACUAAUGCUACUUCGUUGGCUAUCAUUAACCAACUGCUUCGGGAAUCAGUUGGGAAUUUCUUCGGGGAAUUUGGGUUGUCCAUGGAGAGAAUGGGACGGAUUCAGGUUAAGACAGGAACGGAAGGGGAGGUUAGGAAGCAUUGUGCCCGUGUGAAUGGUUAAGAAGAGUUAAUUAUUCACCAUUGUCAGUUUGAAUAUUUUAAGAUUCUCCAUCAGUGUUAAUUACUUUGAUUUUCUUUUUUCCAUUAUUAAGCAAUUUCAUUUGUACAACGCGGAAAACAAAGAGGCACGUUUGGACUGGAAUAAGUUCUGUUUAUGAUUAAUGAGUUCUUGGGUUGAUUUGUGAGCUUGAUUUAAUUGAUUAUAUAUUGAAAUGUACUCUCUCUGUUCCAUUACAUUAGAGUUUUAGGGAUAAAUUUUUGUUUCAAUU
Rubroshorea leprosula is the source of this 1341-nucleotide messenger RNA. Lineage: Eukaryota; Viridiplantae; Streptophyta; Magnoliopsida; Malvales; Dipterocarpaceae. The record is from the annotation of a GenBank genome assembly.